Messenger RNA from Amphibalanus amphitrite, 5002 nucleotides. RefSeq names its product protein piccolo-like. Gene Ontology annotation, cellular component: extrinsic component of mitochondrial inner membrane. The coding region runs from base 248 to 4867 and encodes 1539 amino acids. Lineage: Eukaryota; Metazoa; Arthropoda; Thecostraca; Balanomorpha; Balanidae. The transcript is spliced from 2 exons. The record is from RefSeq and is a predicted model, not a curated record.
GGGGCGGGCACCCUCGGCCGGCUGACGCCACCGCCGUCGCACCCGACGCACCGACGCUCGAGCGACCGGAGCGCGUCGCCGUGGCCGACGGCGCUAUUCUGGUGUCCGGAGAGCCGGUCAGUGACAAGUGAGCCCCGGACGCGACAGCAGCUCGCAGAGAGGAUCGCCACAGCUCGUCCGGUCACCGAGCCGGCAGAAACAGAGGCCAGAGGAGUGCAGUGUCGAGCCACUGCAGAGAGGAGCCUCCAUGGGUCGGCGGAAGGCGGCGGACAGCGCCGAUCACCUGUCCGACAUGGUGCGCCGCAAGAACGCCGUCAACGAGGAGCUGACGCUGGCGGCCAUGUCGGAGAACGUCUGGGCCUCCGUCGAGUCCGGCAAGGAGAGGCGCCGCCGACUGGCCUGCGAGCGCGAGUACGGAGUCGGUCGACCGGGAGCCCAGCCGGCGGCGGCUGCUGCUGCAGCGCCGCCUACACCAGGCCCAGCCCCGGCACCGGCACCGGUGGCAGCUAAGCCAGCCCUGCAGAAGAAGCAGGCGGCCCCGACAAAGACCACACCUCCGGCAGAGGUAAAGCCGGCAGAAAAGAAAGGAAAGGCUGCUAAAGAAGCUCCGAAGUCCAAAACGGACAAGUCCCCAAGUGAGAAACAAGAGCCUGCAGCAAGUGUCCAAAAUUCUGCAGCCCCUGCAGAAAAGCAGGGACCGGAGACUGUUGCAGUUGCGACUGUUAAGCCCGUUGAGGAGGCCGUGAAGAAGGACAAGGAAGAAACACAGCAGACAAAGAAGCCAGUAGAAGUGUCCACGCCCCCGAACAAGCCUGUCGACACUGCCAUUGCUAAGCAGAACGACGAACCAAAAGAGGCUGUCCAAGACAACAAGAAGUCACAGCGCGGCAAGAAGAAGGGCGGACGUACCAGUGAGAGCGACGAUAAGCCAGCCGCCGAAUCAGGAACUCCUACCAGCACACAGGAGGCGCCUCUCGCCAGCAAUCUGUACCAGAUGGUGUCCGACGAGCCCUCUCCCGCACCCAGCGCACCGCUCUCCACCCUUCCCACAGCACCCACUGCCGCACCGUCUGCACCCAUUCCAACGACGCUUUCCUACGCUGAAAAGGCUAAGCAUCCGCCGGCGAGCCCACCCCAUGAGGAGCCUCCCCCUCCGCCGCCCCGCGAGGAGAGUCCCGAGCCCUUAUACGACCCGGUGCCCCGGGCGCACACUCCACCACCGGCGCCGGCGCUGGCCCCGUGCUCCCCGGUCACCGAGGACUGGAUGCCCGUGGAGACACGCAAGGAGAAGAGACGCCGUCGGCGCAGCGAGCGCGCCAGCGAGUCUGAGCGCAAGAGCGAGUCCGAGAGGAAGAGCGAGUCGGCCGCCGAGCCUGACGCGUUUGACCUGCUACUGUCCGGCGGAGAGGGACUACACGAUGGACUUCAGGAGAUCCUGGAUGAGGAGGAAGUGCCGCCUCCUCCUCCGCCACAGCCGGCUGCUGCCCCUCAGACGACGGUUGACGCAUUCGACCUGCUGCUGUCGGCUGCGGAUGACUUGGGUGAUGGAUUUCAAGAAGCGUUCGGAGAUGAAGAGGAAGAACCGCCACAGAUAAGCAAGCCAGCUGUGAAGCAUGCUGACAAGCAAAAUAAGGGCAAGCAAAAGCAGGAUGAGGUUAAAACUGAAAAAGAAACAAAGGCUGUUGCCCCGGUUCUUGACGCGUUUGACUUGAUGCUGGGUGGUGACGAAGGGCUAAAAGAAGGCUUCGAACAAGCUCUUGAAGAUGACGCUGAAGAGCCUGCAAAGGUUCCUGCCGCUGUUGAACCGAAAAGUCAACAAAAGUCCAAGGGAAAGUCCGCCAAAGGUAACAAGAGAGAACAUAAAACAUCCCAAUCUGACAAAAAGUCAGCUCCAGUCGUUGAUGUUAAACAUGAAGAGAAGCCUCAAGCAAAGUCUGGUGAAGAGGAGUGCCCAGCUACGGUCCCGGAAGCUGAUGUCAAAGAGCAACAGCCUCAGGAUGUGAAUAAUGCACAACGCAAGAACAAAAAGCAACGGAGUAGACAAAACAGCGAAAAGACGAAAGGGCGCACGCCGAGGCAGAGUGAGAGUGAACCAGCUGCUCCAGUGGUUUCGCAUUUUGAGGCGGCUGAAGACUUGUGGUUUGACAAGACCGCACAUGAUGCAGCAGAGACCAAGUUUUACGAGGACGCGGCGACCUCGUCAACGCCAGAAAUGGUGCCAGAAAAGCUAACUCCCCAAUCACCGCUUUCCGUGUCAGAGCCUGAGAAGACCUCGGAAAAGGGUAAAAAGCCCCGUAGCCGAAAGAACAGCGAAAAGACGAAACAGGGUCGAACACCACGAGAGAGUACCUGCAGUGAGAGCGAUCCGCCUGCUCAGGCAACCGACACCGCCACCUGGUUCGACAAGGCUGUGUAUGAUGCGGCCGAGACAAGAUUCUACGAGGGUAUAUGCGCGGGAGGUGGUCAAACAGAAAACCAGCAGGGGGUACUAAAAAAAACUUCGGUGACGCCAGCUCCCCAACCUCUUAGUCCCAGCAGCCCACAACGUAUCGUAGAAGAUGCCCGUAGCUCUUUGUCGCAAAGUAGCGUAGCAGUAGCCAGUUCCGCGACUUCGCCCAGCACCAUCUCCCCACCGGCGACGACAUCGGCCGUCACCAGUUCUUCUUCCUCACACCCACCUCCGCCGCACCAGGCCAGCCCAGUGAAGUCCUCUCCUUCCGUUGCCGCUCCCGAGCCGGAUGCUCCUUCGCUCGAUUUCUGUAGCCCUCCCAUGUCUCUCAGCUCACAACCGGAACAGUACUUCGAGGACGUAGUGCUGGCCACCAGAAAAGGCUCGGCUACGAUGGCUGAGCUUCCUGGCUUCACGGCAGCGCCACUAAGCGAGCGUCUCGCUCCCGGCGAACAGCUCGACAGUCUACGUACUGAGCCAGAGCUGGAGCCCGAGGAACCCAGCGAGUCACACAAGGCCGGGAAGAAACGCCAGAGACGCCGAAGGCGGAGAAGCGAUCGCACUAGUGAGUCGGACAGGAAGAGCGAGUCAGAGCCUGCACCAGCCGUGCGGCCGGAGGCUGUGGCAGAGGCGGUUGGUCCAGGUUCGACGCCUGAGAAGGCAGAAGAAAACAAAGAAGUGCCUCCUGUAAAGACGACACCCAUAAACGCUGCACAGAACGGAGCUGAAUCCAAAAAUCAGCAGAAGUCUAACAAGCCUAAACACCAAAGACGAAAAAAGACCAAGUCGACCAGCAGUAAUGGAGACACGUCCGAAAACGGUGUUCAGCCAAAUAAGGUGACGUCACCGUCCACAGUUGGCAGCAACCACGCUCAGGCGAUAACAACGAACGCAUCCAUUCCAGAAACAACAGCAGCCACUUCUCCCGGUAAGCCGUCGGUAAAGGACAGCUCGUCUAGCUCGCCGGCAGGCUCAGAGAGCCAGCCUAGCUCUCCCGAGCACGUCAUCACCAGCUCUCCGGAGCAUGAGGGACCCCGGUUUGUGCCCGAUGACACGGGCCGCCAGUAUGCCUCCCUUCAGCAGCAAGACGCGGACACGAUGCUGCCCGCGCGGCCCGUCUUUCUGGCACAUGCCUGCUUCGUCUGUAAGCGUCUCCACGGCAAACAGUGCCGGCUGAAGUCAUGCGGAAGCUGUCGGCUGGUGGCCUACUGCUCAGCCACGCACCAGCGCGCUCACUGGCCUCUCCACCGGGCCCUCUGCAAGGUCAUCACCAAACAGAUGAAGAAACUGGGCACGGACCAUCUCUACCGCGAGGCGCUCAACGUCAGCAGUCACGAGAAGUGGAAACAGAUCCGAUUCAAGCACAUGACCGUCUGUGAAGAGAUGCUGGGCAGACCCAUGGAGGCGUAUGAAAAGGAGAUGUUCCUGUACCCAAGAGCCUGCGAGACGUGUCACGAGACGACGCCAGAAAAGCUUCACACCUGCCACAGUUGUCACUCGGUCAGCUAUUGCUGUGAGGAGCAUCUGCGGAAGAAUCACUCCAAGUUCUGCAAGGACCUGCGUCUCCUGGUUGACAUCCACACGUACCAGAACCAAUACGGCGUUUGCGACCCUCUCCUGCCGGACAAGAUGCUCACGACGUACGAGCCGCUGUCCGGCAACAUCCGCGAGUUCCUCGUGGUCAACAUGCUCGGACCCGUCAAGGCGUACGGCAUGGGCAACAUCGAGCUGGCGGUGCUCUCGGAGCAGGCGUCGUACCCGCUGUCGCUGCUGUACGCCCUGCAGAACAUCCCCGUCACGGAGGAGUCGCACAUCAGCCAGCUGACCGAGCUCACCGUGCACGUGGUGGGCGCAGAGUUCAGCGCAGAGUGCGACAACGUCACCAAGUGGGACGUCUUCCUGCUGAACGUGCUGCCGCGCCUGCGACGGCUGCACGUCGUCUUCGUCGGCCCCGAGCUGGACAUCGCCGGCAGCCGGCCGGGAGUCACCGAGGAAGACUUCACCUGCGAGUCCUGCCGCAAGGCCGGCAAGCGAUUCACGUGCGAGUUCCAGCCGAGCACGUACUACCACACCUACUGCCGCAGUCCGCAGUUCCGGCCGCCACAGGCCAUCUGCGCCUUCAACGCCGGCCUCUACCGCACCACGGGCCACGAGCGACGCGAUACGUGGCGCGAGACCAUCCCGUACCUGGUGCGUAACGGCGUGCCGCUCGUGCUCACCGCCUACACGCUACUCGAGUGUCCGCAGGACGUGGCACGCAUUCAGGAUGAGCAGAAGGUGGACGUCCUGCUGCCGCCCAUGAAGAACCCCUUCCGCAGCACUCGGCCGGCGCAGAACUUCCUCAACGAGCAUGAGAGCCCGCUCAUCUACAAGAACCAGUACGUCGCGUGUCUGAGUGCCGCGCGGUCGCGCAAGUAGCCGGCGAUCGGAGGGAUGGGGGCCGCGCGGGAGGAUGGGGCUGGGGAGAUGUGACCUGGUGCGGCGGCUGGAGGACCCCGUAAGCUGUGAAAUCCGUGUUCAGACAAUUGUAGUCAAUACACGGCUGGAGAAUCA